Messenger RNA from Colletotrichum acutatum, 980 nucleotides. RefSeq lists its product as uncharacterized. The record is from RefSeq and is a predicted model, not a curated record. Bases 99 to 815 code for a protein of 238 amino acids. Lineage: Eukaryota; Fungi; Ascomycota; Sordariomycetes; Glomerellales; Glomerellaceae. The transcript has 3 exons.
ACCGAUACCAAACUACAACGGCAUGGGUUACGAAUUACUUGGAUUACAAAACGACAGCAAUGUCUUCUCAACUCUUCUCUCUCAUCUUAUUUUCCUAAAUGUCGCUACGAGAAAGCAUGGGGUGCCUAUUUUGGAGGACCCUGAUGGAUAAUGGAACCGGACUUUUCUUUUCUUCAGCUGUCUUCCCGCUCCCGGGCUCCAGUCCGCGGUCGAGUGGUACCGGCACAAUGUGUUACAGAAACCAGAUAGAUAGCCGCUUAGGGGUCAAACAGUGCCCCUUCCAAAAGCGAAGCAUCAAACAAUUGAAAAUCAAUGAAAUCAAACCCCCUGUCCUCUGCAAUAUUGUGAACACUUUCUUGGUACGAGGACUUGGAGCGAAAAACAACAAAAGCAGACCACAUGAUUCAGCAAAGACCUGCCGUCACAAUGCGCCGCUGCGCGUUACGACGACUCCAACAGCGCACCUCACAAAAAUCGACUUUUUUUUGGCCUAUGCCUACCAUUUUCGCCCAGGUACCCGAAGAGGGUUGGCGGAUGCGCCCUGCGAUCUCGGCAGAUCGGCGUCGCUCAACCUCCGGUCUUUCCAUUGCACCUGCACUUUCGCUCCAGCUGCUCAGGUGCCCGCCCACCCGCCAACCCCUCGCCCGCUCGCUUACCUCACCCUUCGAAGCCGAGCUGCCUGCCUUGCGCAGCUGCGCUUGGUGCUGCCUGCCUGCCACGAACGAACGGGGUUACAAAGCAAAUUCCACGACGACGACCGAUUUCCGCGCCCCGACAUUUUAACGACACGCCCCCUUCCGCUACUUGCCUUCUAGUCAUCUUUUCAGAUCUUUUCAGGACAGUCACCGUCUCACAGAUUUCCAUGGUUCACUAACGCCGCCGUAUCGUGGACGAAUCACGAGGAGAAAUUUCAUAGGCAUCCGGACUUUGGCGCCCGUGGUUAAUGGUGCAGGUGAAGAGCAAACAGCGAAAAAGCCGAC